ACCGCGUGAGGACUGGUUCUGGAACACGAAGGGAUAAAAUGGCCGCCAUUACCUCAGAAGUGUAGUAUUGUAUUUAUCGUGGUUAUAGAGUCCAUGGAUUUGCCCCCGAGAACCAAUUACGUCGUUCAUGGUCUAAAACCUUCACGAAAUCCAUCAGUAAAAAUUGUGCGGGUAGUCGUUCUUGAAGGUGUUGAAUUGGCCAAGAAGGACAUUUUUGGGCUGAGUGAUCCUUACUGUAAAAUAAAACUGUUUAGGGGAGACAGGGAAUAUGGAGAAAUAGAUGCUGUUUGUACUGAAACUAUAAAAAAGAGUUUGCAUCCAGUCUGGAACCAAGAAUUUCUCUUUCGGGUGAACCCUAGAGACAACAGACUCUUGUUUGAAGUAUUUGAUGAAAAUAGAAUCACAAGAGAUGACUUUCUUGGUGAAGUGGAAUUACCUUUGCUUGGUUUACCAACUGAAGGUCCUUCUGUUCAAAUCAGACCAAGAGAUUACAGUGUGAGACCAAGAAGUAGUAAAUCAAGAGUAAAAGGCUAUCUAAAGUUGCAGUUGUCAUUUCUUGCAUCAGGGGACAGUCUCGUGCCACAAUCAGAAACUCCUGAAACAGCCACAGAUGCUACUACAGAUACUAACCUGAGACUGGUUGAAAACCAUUACCCAGUUCCUUCAUCAAAUGUAAUCAACUCAGUGCCUGACGCUGCCAACGCUGAGCUUCCAGUUCCUAGUGCUCCACCAUUAAGUGAUCACCCAUCACUUCCCUCCUUGUCUGAGCUAAUUCAGGUUGGUUUUACUAUUUUGUGUUUUGAAUGUAGCACUUUCCUUCCAAUAAGCACUAGCCUACAGAAAAGGCGUAUUUUUUUUGCAUAUUUUAGGAAAUCAGAGGCGAAAGCGAGGCAAGUGCAAAGUCCGAGUCGCACAUGAGAGGAAGAGUGUGAAAAAAAUAAUGCCUGUACGCGUACCAUUGUUCAAGCUGUUUCAGCAUUCAAAUAUGAAUGCAGCUAUCCAGUUGGUUACUUUACAUCACGUGAUCCUCGAAUGUUUUUCA
Molecule: messenger RNA, 1042 nt
Organism: Orbicella faveolata
Lineage: Eukaryota; Metazoa; Cnidaria; Anthozoa; Scleractinia; Merulinidae
Product: E3 ubiquitin-protein ligase NEDD4-like
Biological process (GO): protein ubiquitination; regulation of dendrite morphogenesis; ubiquitin-dependent protein catabolic process
Cellular component (GO): cytoplasm
Molecular function (GO): protein binding; ubiquitin protein ligase activity
Source: RefSeq, a predicted model, not a curated record